AUGGAUGAACAAAUUAUUUUUACCACGAACUCUACUGGGAGUAUCACGAACGUCCAUUCCUAUGAGCAAGCCAAUCUAAGACAAUGUUCAGUUGCUUCCAGGAACAGUGCUGUCAGGGUUGGUGAAAAAUAUUUAUUUGUAGCACAAGCCCAAAAAUCAUUGAUCCAUGUAUACAGUGCUAGUUAUAAUUCUCAAAGAGAAUCCGUGGAACAAAGAUUGCCACUACCUGAAAAAGUCAACUGUUUGGAAGUAGUUGAGAAUAAUGCCUCAAUAUAUAAUGGAGCCAAGACCCACGGUAAGUUACACAAUUUGCCACAAUUGAAUUUACCAUAUUUGUUAUUAGCCAGUACAGAAUCUGGUAAACUAUAUAUUUGGGAAUUAAACUCUGGGAUUCUAUUGAAUGUUAAACUUGCGGCUCAUUAUCAAGCUAUCACUAAGAUUAAGUCUGUCAUGAAUGGUAAAUAUAUAAUUACAUCUGGUAAGGAUUCUCGUGUUAUAAUAUGGCAAACUAAUGACUUAGUAUCACAGGAUGAACCUAAACCUGUUGCUAUCUUACAUGAUCAUACUUUACCAGUGACUGAUUUUGAAAUUUCAUCCGUACACGGAGAGGAUUUAUUUACCAGUGGUGUUAAAUUGUACACUGUAUCAAAGGAUUCUACUUUAAGAUGUUAUGACUUGAGUACAUUGGUUAAUCAAGGUAACAAUAAGAGCACCACCAGACAAAGAAGAUCCGAGGAUAAAGUACAAUUAUUGGCUACUUUCACUUUACCUUAUCCAAUCGAAUGUAUCAGUUUAGAUCCCGCCGAGAGAGCUGUCUAUUUAGGUACUCAAGUUGGAUGUUAUGCUUUAUCAUUAUAUUAUAAACUGAAUGGUAACAAGAUAUUAAACUUAUUACAACCAUCUUCUAGUAAUCAAGGUAGUAUUUACUCACUUAUUGAAGAACCUACCGAUAUUUCUUCGAAGAUCAAUAGAGAUGCAUUAUUCUCCAAGAAUCAACUUAUAUGUAAUAAGUUACUAGAGGAUAGUAUUGUAUGUUUAAAGGUUUCAAUGGAUGGAUCAAUUUUAUUAGUAGGUGAUAAACAUGGUAGAGUUCAUGUUACUGAAAUAUUCUCUAAACAAGUAUUGAAGACGUUACAACCAUUAACUACUUCACAAGCAAUGAUAGGUGAAGUUACGAAUAUUUUAUUAAGUACAUAUUCUACAGCGGAUAAUGAAAAAUUGACUUUAACAAUGAAUAAGAACAGUCAUCAAAAUAAGAAUAAUGCCGGAGGUCUUGAAAAAUUACCUGCAUUACAAAGAGUCAUCAUUGACAAAGGACAAUCUAAUCAUCCUCACGAUGUAUGGUAUCAAAUUGGUGAAGAAUACGAGGGACCAAUUGGUAAUUCUACUCAAAACUCCAUGUCAUCACCAUUGAACAAUUUAGAAGAUUAUUUACUGAAUGUUCAAACCGAAGAAAACGCAUUUAUGGAUCAUUCUGGAAUCUCUAGUGACAUAAUUACGCCAGCACAACAAGCUCAUAUUACAAAUACUACCAGUAAUGAUAGACAAGAAGAAAUCGAUGCUCUUAAUCAAAAGGUCACCUCACUGACCUCAGCAUACGCUGAAUUAAGAGAGAUCCAUGAGAAAUUGUACGAGCAACACCAACAACUUCAAAAGUGA
Messenger RNA from Maudiozyma saulgeensis, 1659 nucleotides. NCBI's taxonomy places the organism in Eukaryota, Fungi, Ascomycota, Saccharomycetes, Saccharomycetales, Saccharomycetaceae. The record is from the annotation of a GenBank genome assembly.